CCUCUAGGAUCUAGGGAAAUAUGGAUUGCUAUUUUACAAUGCAUUAUUCAUGAUAAUACCUCUUACUGUUUUGUGGUGGUAUUCUGGAGAGAUACAGAAGACUGUGGCUUUUUAUAAAUGGCUAGAUGUCAUGUUCCUGACUUCAUUCCUUCUUUCAUGUUUUAUGGGUUUUAUACUGAUGUAUGCUACUGUUUUAUGUACAGCUUACAACUCUGCUCUCACAACUACUAUUGUUGGUGUCGUUAAGAACAUUUUGGUUACUUAUGUGGGAAUGUAUUUAGGUGGAGAUUACAUCUUUAGUUGGACAAAUUUUAUUGGCUUGAAUAUUAGUAUGUGUGGCAGUUUAGUUUAUUCGUAUAUAACAUUUUUCCAAAAAGAUGCUCCAAGUCCAAAGCCUGCAGCGGUUAAUAGGGAUGUUUAACCAAGACCUGUUCAUUUAUAAGUGCCACACCAGUGCCUGUACUGAAUUGCCAAAGAAAUAUCAUAUUUAUAUAAAUUCAAUUGUUGUGUUUCCAGUUUAUUUACUCAAAUUAUUGAAGAUCAUUUUCAUGUGCAACAAUUUUUUUUUUUUUUAAAUUUACAGUGAAUAUAUUUGUAUAUAUUUUUUAGGAAGUAUGUGGGUUUUUGUGUUAAGGCAGUGAAUAGUUUAAUUUAUAUACAUUGGUGGAUAUACAUUUUUUUCCUUGUUCUUAUUCUGAUCGAGAGAAAUGUAAAAAGUUAUUUAAUACUUAUAUGUAUGUUUUAUUAUUGUGCAUUUAUACCAGAAAAGUGUUCAUCUAUUUGUACAUAUAUUUUAAUAAAUGAAAGUAAUAUGAAGAAUAAAUAGUAAUAUGAAGAAUAAUUUUAAAAGCAUUAAUAGAUAUUAAUAAAAUAUCUAUUAAUGCUUUUAAAAUUUUUUUUUUGAAAUUUUUAAUUGAACAACUAUUGCAUUUACUAGUUUUUUUUAAUUUCUUUUCUAUAAUGAUCAUUAAAAAUCAUAAAAUGAAUAAGAAGUAUUAAAUGCUCUUGAGAUUUCUACAUCCUUAUGUGUUAUGGAUGAUCAUUUUUGUUUUAUUUAUUUAUUUUAGUGGCUAAGAUUAUAUACUUUUGUUUAUUUUUAUUUGGGAAAGUUUUUUAAAUUAAAGAUAUUUUUCAUAUUUCUGUGACAAAAAAAAAAAAAAAAAAAAAAAAGGGGGGGGGGGGGGCAUUGUAAAGCAGAAAUGAAAAAAUUUUCAAAUUAUCAUUUUCAGUUGUUAAAUGUUACAUUUUGACUUAAAUGCAACAUAAUUUAUCUAAAGACAU
Stegodyphus dumicola is the source of this 1281-nucleotide messenger RNA. RefSeq names its product solute carrier family 35 member D2-like protein. The record is from RefSeq and is a predicted model, not a curated record. NCBI's taxonomy places the organism in Eukaryota, Metazoa, Arthropoda, Arachnida, Araneae, Eresidae.